CGACACACCCUCUCCCUUUUCCUCCUCCAGAACGCACGUCGCCGUCGCAUCGCGCCGUCGCCAACCCCCGCAGAUUUCGAGCCGCAGUUAUGUUCCCUCUGCAACGCGAACUCCACAACUGUUGAUGGCGACGGCGGGUACGCUCUCCUCUCACCGCCCGUCAGGACCCGCCUCCAAAUGAAUGGCAAGAGCCGCUUUGCGAGGACUCCUCCGUCUCCGACGCGCCGCCGCCGCUGCCUCCACCGCGAGAUCUAGCCUCGGCUUCUUUUCCUCGCAUUCAUGUCGGCCGUCUCCGGUUGAGAGCGGGGACAGUUCCCUGUUUGAUUCGAGCCUCGAGCUUCUCGAAACCUGCCGGAGCGCUCGAGAGCUGCUGCAGGUUCACGCGCGGCUGAUCACUUCGGGCCUCAUCCGCAAGGCGGCUCUGUCCAGCAGAGUCCUGAGGACACAUCUGGAGCUGGGUCACGUUCAAUACGCGAUCUUGACAUUUGGGUACAUUCGUUCUCCGGGUACUUUCUGCGUCAAUACCGCGGUUGAGGCUUACUCGGUUAGCUCGGUGCCGAGCGAUGGUGUUCGGUUGUAUUUUAAGAUGCUCGGGCGCGGGGACUUUGUCCCGAACAGCUACACUUAUGUGCCGCUCCUCGGCUGUUGUGCUAAGAUGGGUUGUGCUGGAACCGGAAAGAAGUGUCACGGGCAAGCCGUCAAGAAUGGGGUUGAGGGGGUUUUGCCAGUGCAGAACUCGCUGAUUCACAUGUACGGUUCUUGUGGGGUUGUUGAGAUUGCCCGGAUGUUGUUCGAUGAAAUGCAGCAGAGGGAUUCGGUGUCUUGGAACGCCACUAUGUAUAUGUAUGUCAGAGUAGGUGAUUUGGUGUCCGCACGCAACAUAUUUGUCGAAAUGCCUGAGAAAAAUGUGGCUGCAUACAACAUCUUGAUUGCUGGGUAUGUGAAGGGCGGGAAUCCUGGGGCCGGGUUAAAAUUGUUUCGAAAUAUGAUGUCCAAGGGAGUGAGAGCCAGCAGUAGGACUAUGGUUGGCGCAGUUAUGGCAUGUGGAAGGUCAGCCAGACUGAAAGAAGGGAAAUCAGUUCAUGGCUUUCUCAUCAAGAACUUCUUGGAAUCGAAUAUCUUGAUAGACACAACUUUGAUAGAUAUGUAUAGUAGGUGUGAACGGGUGGAUGUGGCGUGCAAAUUGUUUGACAGAAUUGAGGUAAAGAAUCCGGUAUGUUGGAAUGCCAUGAUCUUAGGGCAUUGCAUCCAUGGGAAUCCAACCGACGGGAUACAACUAUUUGAAGACACAUUAGGUAGACUUAGGUCAGGGAAUUCUGGCAAAAAGAAAAGGAAAAAACGGAAAAGAAAGGGAUUGGUGAUGGUGGAACGGCGAGAAAUUUUUCCAGAUGAAGUUACUUUUGUUGGUAUUUUGUGUGCUUGUGCACGCGCCGGACUCCUGGAAGAGGGCAGAAACUACUUCAGCAAAAUGACCAGUAGUUUCGGAAUCAAACCCAAUUUCGCACAUUACUGGUGCAUGGCCAAUCUGCUUUCUGAAGCUGGGCUCGUUCAGGAAGCAGAGGAGAUACUGAGGUGCAUGCCUCAAGAUGACAAUGACAUGUCAUCACAAGCCUCUUCAUGGGCUAACUUGUUGUCUUCAUGUCGGUUUAAAGGCACUGUGGCAGUGGGCGAAAGGAUAGCACAGUCACUUAUUGAGAAGGAUCCUCAAAAUUUCUCGUAUUACCAGCUAUUGCUAAACGUAUACGCGGUGGCUGGUCAGUGGGAAGAAGUUGUCAGGUUGAAAGACGUGAUGAAGAAAAAGAAGAUUGGAAGGAUACCGCAGUGCGGUCUCAUAGACUUGAACGACAUUGUUCAUCGGCUCAGAGUGAGUGAUAUUUGGCAAGAAGAGAUGCAGAUUGCUCAAGGGUCAAAUUGAGGAAACAACUCGAUGAGUGACCUGACUCUGAAUUUGAGCGGCCACAAUACAAAUCUGCAAUGUACAUCGAAGCGGCAUUAUUCAUACCAUAGGAGGCCAUCUUCGGACCUGAUGGAAUUUUGCAUUUAUAGAGGAACCAUGUGGAAGAUAAGAUCUCGACUUCGCAGCUCGUUGAUAUGGGUCUGAAUGCAUAAGAAGCUUGCCUGUCGAGGUUUUUCAUCUCAGGGAAGUUCGGGCGUGAGACAUUGUAUCCGGACAACGAACUGCAGAAACUCAAAAGUGUUCCCUGUACUCGAUUGAAAAUUUACUCCAACUGUUACCAUUAGUUUAGUUCGCCCUCAUUUUUUACUCAUAUAUUUAAAAGUGAUACAAUGAAAUAAAAUGAUUCUCAUAGUUUUAUCUUUGAUGCUACGGUUUCUGAAAUUGAUUUUGGGGGAAAUUUCAAAUAAGGAUGUGAAGCAGAACCGUUUUUUUAAAAGAUGGUUUGAUGUGAAUAUUGUCUCAAGUAAGGACAGAGAGUGAUCAACUAUGUCUCAAAUAAGGGCCAGCUGGCUAUGAUAACAUGCUUAUAUUCGUCAAGCUCCUGGCUGACUUUCUCCACUGACUCCCAAUGCGUGUUUGUCGGGGUCGGCAUCCACAAGAACGUGGGGAAACUACUAUGUGACUAUGACGAAGCCAACCCGGUGGAGCGGAGGGAGCUGGGUCAAGAGGAGCUGAGGAGCACCGGGCUGAAGAUGCCGACGAAUGACAAGGUAGGUCAUAUGGAGGCAGAUGGAGAAGCCGAAGCAAGCUUGCAGGUUCAGUACGCAUACCUCGACAGCCGUGGUAGUCAACGCAAGGCUCAGUCACUGAAGAACCUGCGGAGGUUACUAAAUCAAUCUCGCUCCACUGUGUAAAUGUAAUCUGUUUCAAAACGUUUCUAUCUAAAAGAGAGAGCAGAUAUGCUUAGAGGAAACUACUCAAUGCUAGAUCACUCUUACAGCCUCACUCUGCGUGCAUGACAAGGGUGUUGUCUGCUGUCUUCCUUCAUAGUUACGUUUGUUAUUUGAUUGCUCCCCUCCGCACACAGUGUGGGAUGGAAUCAUUUUCUUUGUCUUGCUAGUGUCCAUCGUGCCAAUGGAGAUUGGAUUUCAGA
This is a messenger RNA of Eucalyptus grandis, 3050 nucleotides long. Its product is annotated as pentatricopeptide repeat-containing protein At3g51320. Gene Ontology annotation, molecular function: protein binding; RNA binding. Lineage: Eukaryota; Viridiplantae; Streptophyta; Magnoliopsida; Myrtales; Myrtaceae. The transcript has 2 exons. Gene Ontology annotation, biological process: RNA modification. The record is from RefSeq and is a predicted model, not a curated record. The coding region runs from base 182 to 1915 and encodes 577 amino acids.